This is a messenger RNA of Saccostrea cuccullata (small rock oyster), 1215 nucleotides long. RefSeq lists its product as uncharacterized. The transcript has a single exon. The annotation marks the transcript as partial. The record is from RefSeq and is a predicted model, not a curated record. NCBI's taxonomy places the organism in Eukaryota, Metazoa, Mollusca, Bivalvia, Ostreida, Ostreidae.
GGCCUGGACUAUAACUUUCUACAAAAAUUAUGUGUUCGUGUAAACUUCGAUCCAAUUAUAGCAAGAUUAAAUCCCCAAAAGUGCAUUAUCGAAGUACGUAAAACAAUUGAAUCAUAUAAAGCGAAAUAUUCAGAUAGAAAACAAGAAAGUAGGAAAUUAGAAUUAAACUAUAACUGUUAUAAAGAUCCAUCAUAUUUAUCAGAGCGUCCACACCUUUAUCAAAAACCAGUGAAAAAAUCUACAACUAUCAGAAAGAGUGAAAAAGAGCUUUCUAUUACAAACGUAUACAAUGAUUCUUCUCAUUUUCUCGUUAAUACUGCGGAAGGUCCAGUGCACUUGGUAACAGUACUUGUUUUUGCUCAUAAUGGAACAUCCCGUAUGCAUGGUCUGACAGUACAGAAUCUCCAUGGCAAAGUUUUAUGUGAAAGAGUUACUGAUCUUAUAGCUCAGACAAGUCCUCUACACUGUGCUCUGACACCUACACCUAAUCAGAAAUACCUCCUAGCCGUCUAUGAUGUGCUUAUGGAAUUUUAUCUGGAAGAAUCUUCUGUUAAAACAUUGUAUGAAGAACCAUACUGGAAGUACGUAGAUAUAAGCUGUACAUACACAGGCUUCCUACUCACAGUCCAGGAGAAAAAACGAAGAGGUCAUCAACGAGAAUACAGGAUUUCAAGAUGCGAUUACAGCGGAAGGGUACUACAGGUGAUUAAAUUUGAUAGGAAUUUUGUUAUUGACCCGUUCAAAAUUCAGGAGGAUUUACGUGGUGAUAUUUGGCUCAUAGAUAAAAGUGCAGGUAGUCUGCUUAUUCUAGAUCCGGCAGGAAAAUCAGAAGGCACAUAUCUAGCCAGAGACAUGGGGAAACCACGUCUUCUUCUGUGUGACGGAUUUGGAAACACUGUUGUCUACAGUAGUGGACCGCCAGCUAUUCAUUUUAUUGGUGAAAAUUUGACGGAGACGCAACCAAUCAAAUUGAGAAAAACAGUAAUAAGAAGUCUAUGUUGUGACAAUGAAGGGAGACUAAUCUGCUUGUGUGGCUCUGGCGAGGAGGAGUUUGAAAUUCAAACUUUUACUUAUGUACAAUAAUGCCUUAUGUUCAAUAAGGCGUUACACAUCUAUUUUAGCUCAUAAUUUUAAGGGCAUAAGAAACGUACAUUGCCCUUUUUUUUCAAUACUGAUUUUAUCAUCACUAAUCCACGUUCGUUCAUUUGAACGGAA